AUGAGCAGGUUCAACUCCAGUUAUGAGAACAGGACCGCAAUGAUGCAAAACUGCUGGAAGGAGAGGCAGCAACAGGUUGCGGCUCUUGAUGAGGAGAAGAACAUCAAGAAACAAGAACAGAAAUUGGUUGCGGCUGCAGCAAGAGAGGUUGGGGCGCACAAGAUACAAGGGUUGUGGGUUGGUGUGAUCAAUAUCUACAAAGAUGACGAUGCCAGGAAUGUCUUCCUCGAAACACCUGUGGAAGCAAGGCUUGAAGUCAUUAAGCACUAUGCUGGGGAAGUUGUUGAUCAAGUUAAUGCUCAAGUGGAUGAUGACGACGACUGGUGGGAGGAGUUUUGGAAAAUGCUGCUAGAAGAUGAUGAUGAAGCAGCAUUUAUCUAUGCUGGCGUCAGGAGGUUUUCACCACCUCGGUCUCCAGUAGGACAGGGCCAUUACACUGUUGGCUCGAUAGCCGAAGACCUUCCACAUAGUGGCGGAUCCAGAGCCUAG
Molecule: messenger RNA, 489 nt
Organism: Miscanthus lutarioriparius
Lineage: Eukaryota; Viridiplantae; Streptophyta; Magnoliopsida; Poales; Poaceae
Source: the annotation of a GenBank genome assembly